UCGUAUUUGAGUCAUAGUUUUCCUCUUCUUUUGGUAAGAUAUGACUGAAAUAUUUCAAAUUUUUGAAAAAAGGCUAAAUGGAAUAGCCCGCUAUAACCCGGCUAUAGCCUUUUAUAGCCUCUAAAAAAUUCGCGGCUAAAUGAAAUAGCCCGCUAUUUUAAACUAUGUGCUGAGGCUUCCCUUGCUCCGGCACCUGCUGAUGAGGAGGACUGGAGAAAAGAAGAACGGGAGAAAGGUCUCGCAGUCAGGCUAUAUCUGUCUCAGCUGGAUCCUGAGGAAUGCUUCCGAUCCGUGCAGUCAACACUAGCGAAGAUGUAUGCUCUAAAGGAUACCAAGUCCGCUGAGCAACCAGUGAAGAAAAGCUGGAUGGCUACUGUUAUAGAAGAAUUGAGACCAACAACUACUGAUCCGGAUAUCCUGAAAGCACGCUAUCGCAUUGAAAGACUUCAGGAGGAGAGAGAAACAAUCGGAAUGAAAUGGAUGCGAAAAGAGGCUCUUCAAGCAUUCAAAUCCUAUAUAUCAUCAGCUGGUUAUAAUAAAAAUUUUGAGUAUGAUUUUGUGAGGCUUGACUUCCAGUGUCUCAUAUAUUGCACAUUCUCAAAAUCAUACCAUCACUACAAUUUUACUAUGAGGACAAGACUGUCUCGGUCAAAGCCUUGGACCUUCCAGCAAUUCUUCGCAGAAGUCAAACCCAGAGAAAAUGAAACAAAGUACUUUUGCUGCCCACUGCAGUCUGGUGAAGAUGGUCAGUGCUAUGGAUGCCAGAAGGCUGGCAUUGCUCUGAGACAUCCCAACAGUGGCGGCUAUGAUAAGGGUCAACCAGGCUCUGGAUUUCCAUUUGACACUGAUAGUGAGAGUGCUGAUUGA
Lolium perenne is the source of this 867-nucleotide messenger RNA. NCBI's taxonomy places the organism in Eukaryota, Viridiplantae, Streptophyta, Magnoliopsida, Poales, Poaceae. The record is from RefSeq and is a predicted model, not a curated record.